Molecule: messenger RNA, 1761 nt
Organism: Saccharomyces kudriavzevii IFO 1802
Lineage: Eukaryota; Fungi; Ascomycota; Saccharomycetes; Saccharomycetales; Saccharomycetaceae
Gene: HO
Product: Hop
Exons: 1
Coding region: 1-1761 (586 amino acids)
Biological process (GO): intein-mediated protein splicing
Molecular function (GO): endonuclease activity; DNA binding
Source: RefSeq, a predicted model, not a curated record
AUGCUUUCCGAGAAUACCACUAUUUUAAUGGCCAAUGGCGAAAUUAAAGACAUUGCAAACCUCACGGCCAACUCUUACGUUAUGUGCGCAGACGGUUCUGCCGCCCGCGUUGUAAGUGUCACACAAGGCUACCAGAAAAUUUAUAAUAUUCAGCAAAAAACCAAGCAUAGAGCUUUUGAAGGUGAACCUGGUAAAUUAGACCCUAGGCGUAGAACCGUCUAUCAGCGCCUGGACUUUCAAUGUACUGCAGGUCACAAGCUGUCUGUUAGGGUCCCCACGAAACCAUUGUUAGAAAAAAACGGUAGAAAUGCCACCAAAUAUAAAGUGAGAUGGAGAAAUCUACAGCAAUCUCAGACACUUGACGGAAGAAUAAUAACAAUUCCAAAAAAUCACCACAAAACUUUUCCAAUGACUGUGGAGGGUGAAUUUGCGGCAAAACGCUUCAUUGAGGAAAUGGAGCGCUCAAAAGGCGAGUAUUUUAACUUUGACAUUGAAGUCAGAGAUUUGGAUUAUCUUGAUGCUCAGUUGAGAAUUUCUAGCUGUAUAAGAUUCAGUCCAGUAGUUACCGGUAAUGGGGUUUUAUCUAAAUUUCUCACUGGACGUAACGACCUUGUAACUCCAGCUGUGAAAAGCAUGGCUUGGAUGCUUGGUUUAUGGCUAGGUGACGGUACAACAAAAGAGCCUGAGAUCUCAGUAGACAGCUUGGACCCUAAACUGAUGGAAAGUUUAAGAGAGCAUGCAAAAACUUGGGGUCUCUAUCUUACAGUUUGUGAUGACCAUAUCCCGUUACGUGCCAAGCAUGUGAGGCUUCACUAUGGUGAUGGUCCAGGUGAAAAUAGAAAAACAAGGAAUUUGAGGAAAAACAAUCCCUUCUGGAAAGCUGUCACAACACUGAAAUUCAAAAGGGAUUUCGAUGGAGAAAAGCAAAUCCCGGAUUUUAUGUACGGUGAACAUGUAGAAGUUCGCGAAGCAUUUUUGGCUGGUUUGAUUGAUUCAGAUGGGUAUGUUGUGAAAAAGGGCGAAGGCCCUGAAUCCUACAAAAUAGCGAUUCAAACUGUUUACUCAUCCAUUAUGGACGGUAUUGUUCAUAUCUCAAGAUCUCUUGGAAUGUCAGCUACUGUGACAACGAGAUCGGCUAGGGAAGAAACUAUUGAAGGAAGAAAAGUCCAAUGCCAAUUUACUUAUGAUUGUAAUGUUGCUGGAGGAACAACAUUACAAAAUGUCUUGUCAUAUUGUCGAAGUGGUCACAAAACGAGGGAGGUUCCACCAGCUGUGAAAAGGGAACCAGUAUAUUUCGGAUUUACGGACGAUUUCCAAGGCGAGAGUACAGUAUAUGGACUCAGCAUAGAAGGCCAUAAGAAUUUCUUGUUAGGCAACAAAAUAGAAGUAAAAUCAUGUGGUAGCUGUUGUGUAGGAGAACAACACAAAAUAUCCCAAAGGAAAAACUUGAAACAUUGCAUUGCCUGUCCCAGAAAGGGCAUCAAAUAUUUUUACAAAGAUUGGAGCGGUAAAAAUCGAGUAUGCGCUAGAUGCUAUGGAAGGUACAAAUUCAGUGGUCAUCACUGUAUAAGUUGUAAAUAUGUACCAGAAGCACGCGAAGUAAAAAAGGCAAAGGAUAAAGGUGAGAAAUUGGGCAUAACCCCUGAAGGAUUGCCUAUUAAAGGGCCAGAAUGUCUAAAAUGUGGAGGGAUUUUGCAGUUUGAUGCUAUUCGUGGACCUCAUAAGAGCUGUGAUACAAAUGUUGGUGUGCGCAUAUGUUAG